AUAAAAAUCUAGCGCUCUAUUUUGGACAACAUAUAACUGUAACUUGAUGUCAAGCUCCUUACCACAAAAAUAAGAUCUCUGCACUCUUCACGGAAAUAAGGCGUCAGCUGGUGUGUCACAUGAUCGUCAUCAUGUGAUUUGCAUACAGGGGAACGACCUGUUCAGAUAGCUGUAGUCAUCAUCAUCAGCAAGAGAGACAAGUCUCAAGACAACUUGAGUGUCUGAUGUUCGCGGUCAGUCAGUCAGUCCAACACUCACCAUGGCUUGGACAAAAUAUCAGCUCUUUCUCGCCGGUCUGAUGCUCACCACUGGCUCCAUCAACACACUAUCCGCAAAAUGGGCUGAUAUGUUCUCUGCACCUGGAUGUAAUGGUAUCAAAGACCAUACCUUCUCCCACCCUUUUGUACAGGCUGUGGGAAUGUUUUUGGGAGAGCUGUUCUGCCUGGUGGUGUUCCACAUUCUCCUUUGUCAUGAUCGGCGCAGACCCGAGCCCACCAUGGAACCAGGCCAGAGUUUUAACCCCUUACUUUUCCUCCCCCCUGCUCUUUGUGACAUGUUGGGAACGUCCAUCAUGUAUGUUGCACUAAACAUGACCAGCGCCUCCAGUUUCCAGAUGCUGCGAGGAGCUGUGAUCAUCUUCACUGGACUGCUGUCUGUAGCGUUCUUAGGACGCCGUCUGCAGCCCAGCCAGUGGAUUGGGAUCCUAGUCACCAUCCUUGGUCUGGUGGUGGUUGGAUUGGCUGACUUUAUAAACGGCCAUGGGAAUGACUCCCAUAAGCUCAGUGAGGUUAUCACAGGGGACCUUUUGAUCAUCAUGGCACAGAUAAUUGUUUCAGUCCAGAUGGUCUUGGAGGAGAAGUUUGUUUAUAAGCACAACGUUCAUCCACUGAAGGCUGUUGGGACUGAAGGUUUUUUUGGAUUUGUCAUCCUCUCUCUACUCCUCAUCCCGAUGUUCUACAUCCCUGUGGGCAGUUUUGCAGAUAACCCACGGCAGGUCCUUGAAGACGCCCUGGACGCUUUCUGUCAAAUUGGCCAUAAACCUCUCAUUUUGCUUGCACUGCUGGGCAACACCGUGAGCAUCGCUUUCUUUAACUUCGCUGGCAUCAGCGUCACCAAGGAGAUAAGCGCCACCACUCGCAUGGUGCUGGACAGUCUGCGUACUUUAGUCAUCUGGGUGGUGAGUUUGGCACUGGGUUGGGAGAAAUUCCAGGGCCUACAGAUUCUGGGCUUCAUCAUCCUACUCGUGGGUACAGCGCUGUACAAUGGACUCCACAAGCCCUUGAUGGACAAGCUGCCCUGCUUCCCUAGAGAGCAGACAGCAGAGGAAGGAGAUGCUCCAGAGAGAGAGAGACUGCUUGGUGGAGGAAAAGCCACCCAGGAGAGCUAAUGUUGGACGUUUAACAAAAAUUUCAUUUUCUUAGUUUUAACGGUUGUUUCCAUUUUAAGAGAGAAUCAUGUUUUAGUAUUGUUUUAGAUGACUGAAUCAACACUUGGGAACCAUCACUACUUAUUGCUUAAAUCCACUUUUUGUGGGCAUGUCUCAACUGUAAAAAAGGGACAGUGAUGCUUAGAUUUUAAAAGGUUUUGUAUGCAAAUUAUCACUUUAUGAAAGGGAUGAAAACAUAAUUUUUACAUGAUUUUAAUGCCAAAAAAACCUUAGAAAAAAAGUUUUUAAUUCUGUUUUAUAGGUUUCAAAACAAUUGUUUUUACAUGAUUUGCUGUUGCGAGCACAUUAUUUCUCUAAUCAUUUUAUUUGAGGAAUAUUUUUAAUGAUCUGUGAAACGGGUACUAUGUACUGACAAGAAAACCUUCUGUUAGUCCAUGUAUAUUUGGUUUGUAAAAAAUAUGAAAAGUAGUUCUCAGCAAGUUUUUUUUCAUAGUGAGGUGCAAGGAACCUUAAUCUCAAAAACAAUGUAGUUUUUACCAAAUGUAUUAAGCAUUAAUGUCUUCUGUGUUCCAUUUGAUUAAUCUGUCCUCUGCAUAAAUGUAUAAAUUCCUCUCACAUUCUUGUAAGAAACUUUUUUUUUUUUUUGCAUUUUUGUUGCAUUGUGGAUACAUUUGUUUGUGGUAAAUGAAAUGAACAUGAAGAGGA
Messenger RNA from Ctenopharyngodon idella (grass carp), 2092 nucleotides. RefSeq names its product solute carrier family 35 member F6 (gene slc35f6). Lineage: Eukaryota; Metazoa; Chordata; Actinopteri; Cypriniformes; Xenocyprididae. Bases 260 to 1387 code for a protein of 375 amino acids. The record is from RefSeq and is a predicted model, not a curated record. Gene Ontology annotation, biological process: transmembrane transport. Gene Ontology annotation, molecular function: transmembrane transporter activity. The transcript is spliced from 7 exons. Gene Ontology annotation, cellular component: intracellular membrane-bounded organelle; membrane.